CCUUCCCCUUUAACGGAUCCUCCCUCCUCAGGGAGAGAGAGAGAGUCGCUGCACCUCUCGGAAGCAGUUCUCUGAGAGAGGAGUCGGUAGAAGACAGAGCACACGCUGUGUGGACCUCCAGGCUGACGAGAUGUCCAGUGAGGAACAUUACACCUCUGCCCAGGAGAGCGAUGGGAUCUUCGCUCGCUUCACGAACUUCGCGCACACCAGAAAAGGCUUGGUCUUACUCGCAGAGAUGGUGGUCAGUCUGGUUGUCUUCAUCUGUUUCUGUGCCUCUGUCCAGGGUGGGUAUUCUGUUGCCCCCAUCAUCGAACUCAUCUUCAGUGCCAUCUUCUUCAUCAUCUUCAUGAAUCAGUUCGACCAGUCGCUGCCCUUCAUUCACUGGCCUUGGACGGAUUUAAUCCGCUGUGUGAUUGCAGUCAUCAUCUACAUCAUUAUUUCCAUCAUUGCUGUUACCAGUGGUUAUGGAGCCCGUAUUGCUGGCGGGGUUUUUGGGUUAAUUGGGGCUGCAAUCUUCGCCUAUGAUGCCUAUCUCAUAUUCCCCAGUCUGAAGAAGAGGCAGCAAGUACCCGCUGACACCGCUCCGCCCGAUUAUUCUCCCUAAUUUGGGGACCUGAGACUUUGAGAUGAAGAGAUGGUCGUGGAACCUGAAUCUGGCUUUGUAUUCCCAGCACAGCUCAAAAUGGAAAACCCAGGAAGAUAUCCGAUAUCAGCUCACUGUCUUUCCUCAUCCAGAGCCCUGUAUUAACCUGAUUCUGAUCCCGUCCCCAUCCUUAUCCUCAUCUCUUCCCCAUCCUGAUCCCCAUCCCCAUCCUUAUCGCUCUCCCCAUCCCAUCCCCAAUCCCCAUCACCCUCCCCAUACCCACCAUCCCCAUCCCCUCCCCCUUUGGAUCCCUCACCAUCCCAAUCCUUCCCUCCUCAUCCCGAUGCCCAUCCCUCUCCUACUCCCCCUCUGUCCCACACCCGCCCAUUCAAACCCUUCCAUCCGGCCUUUCCCUGUCCCCCAAUUCCAAAUCUCCUUCCUCGCCAGUUUCUCACCCCAUCCUACCCCAAUCCUUUCCCCUCGCUCUUGUCACAUGCACCUCUUCCUCCUCCAUCUCUCCACUCUUCCUGUCCAUUCAUCCUGAAUCUCGCCCACUCUUGCUCCCCAUUCCUUUCCCCUCUCCCUCUCCCCUUAUUUCCCUUCCCUCUGUCCCAAGCUCUCACCCUCUACCACUCACUCUCCGAAGCCUGCACUGGUCCCAGUUGUUGGGCCUAACAUUACUUGAAGCCUGGGACUCGACUAACACCCUGCCCUCCCUGCUUUGAAAUGUAGUCCCUUCACUGUACACCUGGAGAAUGGACCCUUUGGCCUACACUCCAGUUCAUAUUUUUAUUUAUAUAUCGUUUAAUAUCAGGCAAACAGUGUUCCUAAUUUAUAUAAAAUUAGCUUUUCAGGGGGAGCUGGACGUUGGAGUUCUGGCCAUGUUCCCACUCUCACCUUGAGGCCUUGUUAACUGGAGAUGGUUUGUCAAAUCUCCAGGAUUGGACCACAGCUUCUAGGAUGGGAACAAAGACACAGGAAAAAUUCAUCCCAACUAUUUCUUGCAAAAAUAUCAGAGAUGGUGGGAAAAUAACUGGUCAAGAUUAAUCCAAUUGGAUAGCCAAGAGCCUGUUCCCCUUUCCAAUUGGCCGUAGGGAUGGACCAAUGGUGGCAGGGUAUGUUGGGAAGGGGGAGGGAGGUCAGGGGAGGGGGGAGAGUGACAGCGGAGGAGAGGAAGGUUUGUGAGGAAGAGGGAGGGGAUUUGAGGGCCAGACCCAACCCGAGGAGAUUGAUUCAGUCACAGGCUGCAACUCUUCUAAGGGCUGCUGCAGCAACAAUAUUCUUGCUCCUAGAGACAGCUUGUGUAGAAAGUCAAUGUGAGAUUGGGGUGGAAGUGGUCCAGGGACUAAAUUUGGCAGUCAGAGAUGAGAAAUGAGCAUCUGUUUGUUGGUCAUAGAGCGGGCUUAAUUUUAAGCCAUGAAAUCAUGAUGAUGUGAGCCAGACUGCCGGAGGUCCCUGGUGCCUGUGUUUCUGGCCCCAGUCCAACACUGCCCCCACCGCCCCUACCCCACCACUCCCCCCCCAACCAUUUUGAUUACGUUGGAACCAAAAAUCUUAAUGGUUACAAGGAGAAGUGAGAGAUUGUUGGUAUAUUUCCACCGCAAUUGGAGCAGGCUAAUUGGCAAUUAAAUCGAAUUUCUGUAAAAUUAUACAGAGUGUUGGCAAAGGGGUAAGAGUCCAGUUUGCUUGGUGUGUCAGUUGGACAGGGUUGUUGAUGUUAAAAGUGUCGCUGCAAUGGGGAUUUAAGGUUGGUUGCUGCUGCCCACUUGUCUCAGAGGAGAUUGAUGAUGCUGGCUUAGACCCAGUGACCAUUUCCUGAUUCUCACAACCCAGUUCCAAUUAACAUUCCUGAUUUGCCAUAACCGCUUCUUUGCAACACCUCCACACGGUCUCCCUCUGGCUCGGAAAUCCCCUGUGGGUCUCCAGUCUGUCUCCAACCCCUGCCCCCAUCCUGAGGCCAGAGUAUCAGCCUCAUGGCUCUUCUCUCUUGUACUGUCCCGCCCCAUCCAGCAUUUGAGCACCUUCUCUCACUCCUUGUGUCUCAUUGGCCAGGGAGCAACCUCUUCCUCUGGAUCACUUGCCCCAUUACUCAGAGAAGAUGGAGAAAGGGUGAGGGGAAGAACAUGGAACUUGCCCAGCCUUGGCAGUGACUCCAAAAGUGCCUUAACAGAGAGCAAGAAUAUGCGAGUGGCUUCCAUUUCUUUUGGAAAGUCUCAUCAUUUCCUAUGUCUUCAAUGGUAACAGUCGUGUCUUAGUAUUUUUGGGAGGGUGGGUUAAUUUUAAUAUUUCAUUUGCUGGGUCAAGCAGGGUCAUAAUACUGGCAUUGAGCUUGGAUCUUGUGGAUUGAGGCGAUGGAACCUCCUUUGGGCAUCAGCUGAACGGUCAAAAGGUGUGAAGGCUAAGAGGAGAUUUGGUGGAGUUUAUUGAUGAAAUAAAAGAUUACUUGGAGAGUUUUUGACCAUGCCGUCUAUUUCUGGUCCUUGAAUCAUUUCAUCCGGUUGCCGGACCCCAAAGGGAUUCCAGUUGUCUCAUUGCUUUGUUUCUGAUAUAAAUUCACUGGUUGUAAUAUAGUCAGUAUUUGUGUGUCGGUGUAUGUUCACUGGUUGUACUCCUGUAAUCCCGGUGUCAAGCCCUGUCAAUGAAGCAUCUCUGUUCCUAAGCAUCAGGGGGAAUUCUCUUUUCUCUUAACGCUUUGUGCCAAUUGUAGCCAGGGAUUCCACCCUGAGACAACCCCUAGAAUGGAAGCCUCGUUCUUUGUUAACUCACCAAGGACCUCAGAAGGAUCAUACUGCCACCACAAGAGUACACCUUGGCUCAACACCUUCCCCUGCUGGCUGGAAAUAACAACUGCGGGGCAUUUCAGUUUACUUCACUGCUUCUGCCACUGAUACUGGCAGCACCUGAAACAGGCGCGCAGAUUUACUUCCCUCCCACUCCCUUCUCCGGAAACCAGAAAAUCGGGGUAUCUCCCUUGUACUGAGAGGCCGCCUCUCUCCGAUCUCCGCAAUAGAUUCUGGGAAUGGGGUGGGCUGACACGGGGAAGCAAGCAAAGAUCAAGAAGCAUCGCCACCUUAAAGGCUCCAAGUGAAUCGUCUUGUCCAAUUCAGGUUUUUGGCUCAAAGCUUGCUGCGUGUUAGUUUAACAAAUGCCUGGCCCACCACAGGGUUCAUCAGGUAAUAAAAAAUGAUUUUUUUUUUUCCGAA
Molecule: messenger RNA, 3786 nt
Organism: Carcharodon carcharias (great white shark)
Lineage: Eukaryota; Metazoa; Chordata; Chondrichthyes; Lamniformes; Lamnidae
Product: proteolipid protein 2-like
Exons: 5
Coding region: 131-604 (157 amino acids)
Cellular component (GO): membrane
Source: RefSeq, a predicted model, not a curated record